UUAUAAAAGCAGUUCUCGGCGGCAUCGUGGAUUCAGUUGCUCCACAACAGCGUCGCGAAGACAAAGCAAUCUGAAUUGUUACGUCCCAGUUUUGUGCCGUUUAUUACUAAAAUUCAAAGUGCAGACUAGCGCUGAUUAGCAGCUCAGCUUGUCCCGGGAAAGGCUCCAGUAAAGCAAUGGGGACAUUUAAUAUAACCGCCUUUUGGCUAGUCCUGAUGCUGUGGUUACCCCACGGCCUGUCAAUGGGUAAUGGCCAAAGCAAUAGCAAUAGCAAUAGCUGUUCGGCUUCGGUUCUGGAGGCACGCCGGUUUUUCGAGCUGGAAAAUGAGCUAUUGAGAAAGCGCUAUCACGAGAAGUUCCUGUCCGUGUAUACCUAUAACACCAAUGUCACGGAGGAGAAUCGCCAGGCCAUGAUCGAGAUUAAUGCCCGCAAUGCGGAGUUCAAUAAGCGCCUGGCCCAGCGGAUUAAGGCCUCCGAUUAUGUCCAGUCCGAGGAUGCGGAUAUACGGCGUCAGGCUGAGCACCUCUCCAAACUGGGAGCAUCCGCCCUGAAUCCCGAUGACUUUUUGACCCUGCAGAAUGCCAUUAGUUCAAUGCAAACGAACUAUGCCACCGUAACAGUGUGUUCCUACACAAAUCGCACUGAUUGCACUCUAACUUUGGAGCCGCACAUUGAGGAGCGUCUGGCCCACAGCCGGGAUCCUGCGGAGCUGUCCUGGUACUGGCAGCAGUGGUACGACAAGGCGGGAACCCCCAUGCGGGACCACUUCGCAGAGUAUGUACGGCUGACGCGCAAGGCGGCCCAAUUGAAUGAUCACCGCUCUUAUGCCGACUACUGGUUGCAGUUCUACGAGGAUGCCGAUUUUGAGCGACAACUGGAUGCUACAUUCAAGCAGCUGCUGCCAUUCUACAGGCAAAUCCACGGCUACGUGCGCUAUCGCCUGAGGCAACACUACGGCCCGGAUGUGAUGCCAGCGGAGGGAAACAUCCCCAUCAGCUUGCUGGGCAACAUGUGGGGCCAGUCUUGGAGCGAGCAGCUCGAUCUGUUCACCCCCUACCCGGAGAAGCCCUUUGUGGAUGUGAAGGCCGAGAUGGUGCGACAGAACUACACGGUGGAGAAGCUGUUCGAACUGGGCGAUCAGUUCUUCCAGUCCCUUGGGAUGCGUGCCCUUCCUCCGAGUUUCUGGAAUCUGAGUGUGCUCACCCGACCCGAGGAUCGUCAGGUGGUUUGCCAUGCCUCGGCCUGGGACUUUUAUCAGGACAGCGACGUGCGGAUCAAGAUGUGCACCGAGGUGAACAACAACUACUUCUAUAUCGUGCACCAUGAGCUAGGACACAUCCAAUAUUAUCUGGAAUAUGAACAGCAGCCGGCUGUCUAUCGAGGAGCUCCCAAUCCUGGCUUUCAUGAAGCUGUUGGCGAUGUCAUCGCCCUGUCGGUUAUGUCCGCAAGGCACUUAAAGAGCAUAGGACUGAUAGAAAAUGGUAGACUGGACGAGAAGAGUAGAAUUAAUCAGCUCUUUAAGCAGGCUCUGACGAAGAUUGUCUUCCUGCCCUUUGGUUACACCAUGGAUAAGUAUCGUCAUGCCGUUUUCCGCAACGAACUGGACGAAUCCCAGUGGAACUGCGGCUUCUGGCAGAUGCGAUCCGAAUUUGGUGGAGUCGAACCGCCGGUUUUCCGCACCGAAAAAGAUUUUGAUCCGCCGGCCAAGUACCACGUGGAUGCGGAUGUGGAGUAUCUGCGCUACUUUGCCGCCCACAUCUUCCAGUUUCAGUUCCACAAGGCCUUGUGCACCCAGGCCGGCCAAUAUGCGCCCAACGACAGUCGCCUGACAUUGGACAAUUGCGAUAUCUUUGGCAGCAAGGUGGCGGGUCGAUCUCUCAGCCAGUUCCUCUCGAAGGGCAGCUCCCGCCACUGGAAGGAGGUGCUUCAGGAGUUCACGGGCGAGACGGAAAUGGACCCAGCCGCUCUCUUGGAGUACUUCGAUCCACUCUACCAGUGGCUCAAGCAGGAGAACAGUCAGUUGGGCGUUCCACUGGGUUGGGGACCUACAAACAAAAUCUCCUCGGAUUGCUGUGGAACAUUCAGCACCUAGACUGAGCCAUCCAGAAAUUGACUUGAGGUCGACGCGACCCGCAAAAAAUAAAUAUGUUAAGUCGCUUGAUAGAAAAAAACAAAAACAAAUAAACAAAUCUAAGAACUUUGUAAUGAA
Drosophila gunungcola (fruit fly) is the source of this 2210-nucleotide messenger RNA. Its product is annotated as angiotensin-converting enzyme-related protein. Lineage: Eukaryota; Metazoa; Arthropoda; Insecta; Diptera; Drosophilidae. The coding region runs from base 177 to 2093 and encodes 638 amino acids. Gene Ontology annotation, molecular function: peptidyl-dipeptidase activity; metallopeptidase activity. Gene Ontology annotation, cellular component: plasma membrane. The record is from RefSeq and is a predicted model, not a curated record. Gene Ontology annotation, biological process: proteolysis. The transcript is spliced from 4 exons.